This is a messenger RNA of Cylindrotheca closterium, 1566 nucleotides long. Lineage: Eukaryota; Bacillariophyta; Bacillariophyceae; Bacillariales; Bacillariaceae. The record is from the annotation of a GenBank genome assembly.
AUGAUCCUAUCAAAGACUAGGCUAUAUUCCGCUUCAAUCAAAGUAUUUACAAAUGGACAAGGAUUCCAACGUACCUUUGGUCGAAAUACAAUGAGAGGAAAUCAAAUUCUAUUUUCUCAUGAUUCUGUUGAGAAAGUGGAGCACGAGCUGGUUACAAAGGAUGAUCUGGAUGCAAUCAUGAAAGUGCUGUUCUACAACGAAAAAGGUAGGGAUGACGCAAUGGCAAAGCGUGCUUAUGGAACCUCCAAGUUAUAUGCACGUACAAAUGUAUUGCGGCAGUGGUUUGCACUUCUCCGUCGGUUAAGCCCAUACUACUGUAAUAUUCGACAGGAGGUAGUGGAUAAUUUGAUGAAUCGGGUGCAGCAGAGUGUUAAAGAUAAGAUGGAGGAGCCAAUUUUUAUAUGUGAUGCCCAAAGUUUGUCUCAUGAAAAGGCUCUUGGGUCGGACGUUGCAGCGGUGCAGCAGCUGGAUUCAAUGUCUUCAGACUACCAUGACUGUUCUGAUACUGAGCAUGAUCUUUCUGUUACAGAGCAAUCAGCAGCAGUAUACAGUGUCAGCAAUAACUCUGUUCAGUCAAGUUGCAACGAGUUGCCUUUGAAAACACAUUACAUUACCCCAUCGCCAGAUACGAUGCUGAGAAUGGAAGGCAUUCGCCAAAGGGUAGAAAAUGAUGCCAUUGCAAAGAUGAUGCAUGGCGUGGAGCACCAAGCAUCAAAUGAGGGUCUGGCAUGUAGCGCCGAUCACAUGCAGAUGGAAUUAAAUGAUACUGUUGCAGGUUGGUUUGGUGCGGAGCGUAGCAACGUCAAAGAUAAAUGUGACAAUACUGUGGGUGUUGUGAUAUCCAAUCGAGGCCAGGAUCCAAUUAACGAGUUCAUACCAGAUGACAAGCUCUUGGCAUCAACAUUUCCACACCUAUUUCCGUUUGGAAAAGCAUACGGCAGAUGUGCUGGGAAUCUUAACAGAGAAGAGUGCGAGCAUUUGCUGAAGCAAUUUAAUGUAUUCCACUGCAAAGAUCGGAGACUGCUUGGAUAUCUGGCUGAUGUAAAACGGAGAUUUGAAGUUAUUAAGAACGCAAGCCUCAAGCUUAGCGGAAACAGUGAAGCUUUAGCAAAAGUUAAUGCCUUUAUGGACCGGAGCGACCACCAAAAGAUUCUUGAUACGUUGAAGGAUGAUCCUAAUAGCGCUACUGCAAAGAAGAUAUGGAAUGGGCUGAAAUCAUCUCUUGCGCUGGUGGGAGGCAACGUAGCCUAUGGGGCUUUGGAGGCAAGUAAAUGCAUUAGCCAGACAAUCGAAACCUCAAAGCGAUAUGGCUCUGGGUGCACUUUCCUGACACUAUCACUUGACGAUGUCUUCAAUACACGUGGAAUAAGAGCUGCAAUAAAAACAUCAAGCAACACCGAUUUCCCUGCAGUGUUUGGCAACGGAAGCCAAUACAACUCCUUAGAUGCUUUUGUGGCAGACAUCAAAGAACAAGCAAUUGAUCAGGGGCAUGGCACAAUCAGCUUUGAUGAAAGUCAGGGCAUGAGAUUUGAAAGCGCUUUAUUGUCCAGACUAGUGUUAGAAUAA